ACUGCACUGUAAUCACGUCGUCUCAUCUAACUUCGGAAAAAAUGUCGUCAGUUGAGAAAUUGAGCAUUCAAGGGAUAAGAAGUUUUGGCCAAGAUGAUGGUGACCGACAAGUCAUCCAGUUCUUCCAUCCAUUGACCCUCAUAGUAGGUCAAAAUGGGGCAGGGAAAACGACAAUCAUUGAAUGCCUGAAGUACAUCUGUUCAGGAGACUUUCCUCCAGGGAGCAAGGGAGCCUUCUUCAUUCAUGACCCUAAGGUUGCUCAUGAAACGGAGGUCAAAGCCCAGGUCAAGUUGCGUUUUAAGGACAAGGCAGGGAAGGACGUCGUCGUUACCAGAAGUAUGGUUGCUACACAAAAGGUUAAGAAAAUUGAGUUCAAGUCUUUAGAAGGAACUAUUUUGAGGGUUGACAACUUUGGACAGAAAAACAGCAUCAGCUCAAGAUGUGCCGAAAUAGAUCGAGAGAUGGUGGAGAGUCUUGGUGUCUCCAAACCAGUCCUGAGUAAUGUCAUCUUUUGUCAUCAAGAGGAAGCCAACUGGCCUCUCAGUGACGGGAAGACUCUGAAAGGGAAGUUUGAUGAGAUUUUUGCUGCUACCAGGUACAUCAAAGCUCUUGAAACAAUUAGGAAGUUGAGAACAGAACAGAAUAGUCAAAUUCGGGAGUACAUCGCAGAGACAAGACAUCUUAAAGACUGGAGGGAAAAAGCAAAACAGCUAUCCAGAGACUUGGAUGACAAGAAGGCUAGAUUAGCAGCAGCUGAAGAAUCGGUCACUAAAAUCAACGGUCAGUUGAGACCCGUUGAGGAACAAUAUGAUGAUCUGGUCAGAAAGUCCCACCAGAUUACUAAGCUGGCUAAUGAAGUUGCCAAGUACCAAGGAGAGAAAGACCAGCUGAUAAAGAGCAUGAGGAAUGUAGAAGGGCGUCUUGAAAACAUCUUCCAAGGUUCUGUGGAUGAAUUAAGAAGGAUCUACAGCGCUCAUAAGAGUAAGAUCACUGAGAAAGAACAUCAACUUCAAGAGAAUGAGAAUAAGAAGAUGAGACUUGCGCAGUCGGCUCAGAGAAUAGCCAAUGAGAAGUCCCAGCUUCUCGUUAAGCAAGGAGUCCUCAAACAAGAAGCACAGCAACAACAAGAGAUGAUCCGUCGGCGAGACCAGCGAUUGCGUAACCUAGCGAACCAGCUCCACCUGCCCGGUUACAGCGAGGCAGGCGAGGUCACCAGGGCGGAUGAGUUCAUAGAGGAGACCAAGGUUUGGAUGGAGGCGCUGAGGGCGGAAAGUCAGAGGAUCAAGACUCAACAUGAAGAGAAGGAGAUGGGGGUCGAGAGGCAGUCGCAGGAUCUUAGAGAUACCUUCACCCGUCUAGAAACAACCAUCAAGAGCAAAAUGGCUACCAUUAGAGAUAAUUCCACUAAGCUACGAGAGAUCAAGGGGGAGCUGAGCACCAUGGGAGAGAGCUCCCAGCGACUCAGGGAACUCGAGAAUGACAAGAAAAGAGCUGAAAGUGAGCUGAGUCAGGUUGAGGGGAGUUUGAAUGAUGAUGUCAUUAGACAAGAGAUUGAUUCCCUACAGAGAGAAGCAAGGCAGUAUGACAAAAGGAUGUCGGAGCUCACGAAUGAAUUAACUACCAUCUCUUCACAGUCACAAGCCAGAGCAAAGCUUGAGAUAUUGCAGAAAGAUAAAAACGUCAAAGAAGAUCAAAUAAAGAGACUGAGAGGAAAGCAUGAAGAAGAGAUGCUUCAUCUUCUUAAUCACUUCCCGUCGGAGAAUAUCAGAACAAAGCUCUCAAAUUAUCUGGUUGCAAAGACUGAUGAAGUGAAGAGAUGCAAUAAUAAACUUCAGCAAGCAAGGAUGAAUCUAUCAGCCAAGGAAGCUAACAGAAACUCAAUCAUGGACCAUCUGAAGAGGAAAGAAGGUGAUUUGAGAACCAACGAAGAUCAGUUGAUGUCAGUUUGUGGGACGCAAGAUAUCGACGACUCAAUACAGCAAGUCACUCAAUCGAUCAACAGUCUCCAAAACGAGCGUGGAGCACUGACUGGCAGUAAGCAUUUAUUUGAUCGAUACAUCCAAUCCCUGCAACGAUCGGAGGCACUCUGUCCUCUCUGCCACCGUGGCUUUGACUCGGGAGAAGAAGUUCAGGAACUCAUUCAAGAGCUUCAAGACAAACUGCGCCUGGCUCCAAGUAAGCUAGCUGAGAAGGAGCGUGCUAUAACCAAGCAGAGAGAAAAAUCUGAUCGGCUGUUGGCUCUUAGACCUAUCAAGGAUGCUGUGACCAAGCUAUCAGAUCGUGAGAUCCCAGAUCUAAAAAUGAAAUUGUCAGCCGUCAAUGCUGAUAUUGAGAAACUCAAUGCUACCAUCAGCGAGGCAGAGGAUGAGUUGGGUAUGCUGCAGGUGGAUGAAGCAAUGGCAAGGGAUAUGAUACCUGAUAUACAGACCCUUGAGAAGACAUUGAUGGAACUCAGAGAUCUGGAACGCAAGAUCGGAGAACAGUCCAGGCACUUCUCUGGAUCCGACGUGACCAGAACUCUCCAACAAGUCAAGACAGAGACAGAAGAGAUCAAGAUCAAAAUGAAUACUGUAAAGAGUACCCUUGAUAUGAAGCAGCGACAAAGGCAGGAGCAUGUUGAUAAUAUAAACAUGAUGCGGAUCAGUAUCAAUAGCAUCACCAGUGAGGUGCUUCGUCUAUCAGCAAAGCUCCAAAAGAGAGAGAAACUAGAGAAUGAUCAGGCAGAGUUGAACACUAUCAAUGGAACAUUCCAAAGAGAGAUUGAGUACUCAAGACAGGAGCAGGGUCCAAUUCAGCAUAAGCUUCAGACGCUAGCACAAGAAAAAGCUGCGAUCAUCCAGAAGAAAGAGAGUGAAAUCAGAGGAAUAAGAGAGAAGAUUGAUGAAGUCCAACAGAAGUUAAGGGAUAUCCGCGUUGGGACAGAUAACAUUGCAAAGUAUGUUGCGGAUGGGAAGGAUACGCAGCUGGCUGAUGUGGAGGUGAAGAUCAUGGACCUCAAUGAUAAGAUGAGAAAAUCAGAUGAGGACCUGAGUCUGAUGGUAGCAACCAUCGAUCAACUCAAAGAUGAUAUCAGCAAUCAAAAGGUGAAAGAGAUGGAGCUGGAGAAUAACCUGCACCUGUUCAAGUAUCGACAAGAAGUGGAGAAGAAAACGGCGGAGAUUGAUAAAUUCCAAGAGAAACUGGGCGGUUACAAUCAGAUAACCAUCGAGAGAGAGAAGACGGAUAUGGAAAGGAUGAAAGCUGAUCUUAAUAGACAGAAAUUCUCGCUUGAUGGGAGAUGUACGGAGUUGAGAAAAGACGUUGUAAGGCAAGAGAGGGAAUUACAGACUGACACAUACAAGAAUGCAGAGGGGAACUACAAUGAUAUGAUGAUCAAAUGUCGGACGACAGAGAUUGCUAACAAAGAUUUAGACAAGUACUACAAUGCCCUGAACAGUGCUAUCAACACGUAUCACAGUCAGAAGAUGUCUGAGAUUAACAAGAUUGUUCGAGAUCUCUGGCGUAUGACGUACAAGGGAAGUGAUAUUGACUUCAUUGAGAUAUGCGCUGACGAUGAGACGGGAGCUUCCACCACUCAACGGAGGCAGUACAAUUACAGGGUCGUCAUGGUGAAAGGAGACACAGCGCUGGAUAUGAGAGGAAGAUGCAGUGCAGGUCAAAAGGUGCUUGCAUCCCUGUUGAUACGCCUAGCCCUGGCAGAGACAUUCUGUUUGAGCUGUGGUAUCUUGGCCCUUGAUGAACCUACCACUAACCUUGAUAGAGACAACAUUGAAAGCUUGGCACAUGCACUUGUAGACAUCCUAAAGAGUCGAGAAAACCAGAGAAAUUUCCAGCUGUUGAUCAUCACUCACGAUGAGGAGUUUGUUGAGCUGCUCGGCCACUCUGACUAUGCGGACCAUUUUUAUAGAGUCACCAAGAACCCAGAUCACAAGUCAACUGUUGUAAAGCAUGACAUUGCUACUCUGCAAGCAACCCAACAGUGAUGAGAAACAGACAUCAGAUCAACACCCUGACCCUGUAACAUGAUGCAAACCAGUUUCAUUUCUUCCGCUAAAAGUGCUGUCUAAAUAUCUGAUGAUUGCUCUUGGUGAAGAUCAAUUCAUUAAUAUUAUGAGUUUACUUAUUUAGCAGUUUAAUCUGCUUUUUACUUUGAAAUACUCUGAAAAACUAUUUAUUUUUUGUCUAAUCUGUCUUUAAUUUGACUGUGCUAUCUAAAAAUUUGCUUUCUUGUUAAACUGCCUUGUGCUACAUUUGAAAAUAUGUUUCUGGAGAACCAGAGAACUGCAUAGCUGGGCCCUGUUGAAUAAAAGUUACUAUCGUGGUAACUUUGCCAUCCAAUGAUAACUACCAGCGAGCUACCAAGUCUCACGCAUUAUGCGUGAGACUCAAG
Lytechinus variegatus (green sea urchin) is the source of this 4390-nucleotide messenger RNA. Its product is annotated as DNA repair protein RAD50-like. Gene Ontology annotation, cellular component: nucleus; condensed nuclear chromosome; Mre11 complex. The transcript is spliced from 40 exons. Gene Ontology annotation, biological process: double-strand break repair; telomere maintenance via recombination; telomere maintenance via telomerase. Bases 42 to 3983 code for a protein of 1313 amino acids. NCBI's taxonomy places the organism in Eukaryota, Metazoa, Echinodermata, Echinoidea, Temnopleuroida, Toxopneustidae. The record is from RefSeq and is a predicted model, not a curated record. Gene Ontology annotation, molecular function: double-stranded telomeric DNA binding; ATP hydrolysis activity; single-stranded telomeric DNA binding.